Molecule: messenger RNA, 804 nt
Organism: Ilex paraguariensis (yerba mate)
Lineage: Eukaryota; Viridiplantae; Streptophyta; Magnoliopsida; Aquifoliales; Aquifoliaceae
Source: the annotation of a GenBank genome assembly
CUUCUUCUCUACAAUCAAUCAAGCCAUUUAUCUUCGUCUCUCCAUGCAUAGAAAUCGAUCUGUGUCUGAAUCGAUGCCGAGUAGUACAGCGACGAUGGUGGGUUCAUCGAGCUCAUGGUCUCUGGCGUUGGUGCGAAUCUCUCCGUACACAUUCUCCGCCAUCGGAAUCGCAAUCGCCAUAGGUGUUUCUGUUCUCGGCGCUGCUUGGGGAAUAUAUAUAACCGGAAGUAGUUUGAUUGGAGCUGCUAUUAAAGCCCCCAGAAUCACAUCCAAAAAUCUUAUCAGUGUAAUUUUCUGUGAGGCUGUUGCUAUUUAUGGAGUCAUUGUGGCUAUCAUUCUUCAAACAAAGCUAGAAAGUGUCUCCUCAUCCAAUAUUUAUGAACCUGAGUCCCUCAGAGCAGGAUAUGCCAUCUUUGCCUCAGGAAUAAUAGUGGGCUUUGCAAAUCUUUUCUGCGGGUUAUGUGUUGGAAUAAUUGGAAGUAGCUGUGCUUUGUCUGAUGCUCAAAACUCUUCACUUUUUGUUAAGAUCCUUGUGAUUGAGAUCUUUGGUAGUGCACUUGGAUUGUUUGGCGUGAUCGUGGGGAUAAUCAUGUCAGCUCAAGCAACAUGGCCAUCUACGACAGGGUGAGUGCUUCUAUUGUCCACUAGGUUAUUAAUUUCCUGUGGUUGUAUGAUGUAUCUUCUUCUUUGUUGUAUUAUCCUUUAAUUUUUGGAUUGAAUUUCCAAUUACUUCGUUGUUCUGCAACCUUAUAUCGAUUUGGAAAUCCAGCCUUAAUUUUAUUGGAUUUGAUUGCAUUUCGUUCA